AUGCCCGACUCUUCAAACCCAACAGUCCAAGGCUCAGCGUAUCCGGCCAGCAGCGCGGCCUUCAGCACCAAGACCGACGAGGCAAAGAUAACAUCGUACAUGUGGUACAUCCACGUGACGGUGCGGGUGAACGCAGCAGACCGCCUGUGGGACAGGCUCGCCCACCUCCUGGGACAAGAAACAACGACAGCUACAACAACGGCAGAGACCCCCGCCUCACCACCAUACUCGCCUCAAUUCGACCUCGAAGGUAUCAUCGACGCCGGCAGCCGCACCGGAAGUGGAAGCAGCGGCACACUCGGCCGCAAAGGCAACGGCGCCGGCGCGGCGAGCGAGAUAGACGACCUCACAGACUACUUAGUCCUCCAGCUUUUCUCCCGGGGUAUUCUGGAGACGCUCGUCAACACCGCACCCAUCGAGGAGCACACGGACGGCUACGCCCGGGUCCUGGCAGGCGUCCCCGCGCACUUCCGCGAGGAGUUCUGCCGCCGGCUGUACUGCCUGCUCUUCAGCAGGUAUAUCUUGGAGUGGCCAUCAGGCAUCGCCGUGCCCGAGCCCGCCCCUGGUUCGAUCGCUGCUGCUGCCACCGACACUGCUGCGGCAGCUGCGAGCACUGGGUCUGGAGCUGUCGCGACGAGCACUAGCUCUGGGACGGCAGCGGGUGAGGGUAGGCGCAGCUCGGUCCAAGCCCCCAGGGAGGACGACAAGAAGGAUGAGUUGAUGUUCGACAUGGACGAGACCCUUACAAACUACGAUGGCGACGGCACUUUCGACGCCGAGAGCUCCAAGCGCCUCGUCAGCCCCGAACCGGCAAGCCCAGGCUACCAGUCCACACUCGGGCCCUCGAGCCCCUGGCCAGACACGCCCUCGCUCGGGUACAGCCCAGAGCUCGCGAGGGCUGCCUACUUCGGCACAGUGAACGCCCCGCUGCCGAUUCACUACCUGGGCGACUGCGGGCGCAGCAGCAAAAGCAGCAGGAGCAGGGACGACGGCCCCGCCCGAGCCGCAUACGCAGGAGCAGGAUCAUGCGCAGGAGCAGGAUCAUGCGCAGGAGCAGGCGCAGGCGCAAGCCAUGGCGCGAGGCUGCCGACGCCAUCGUGGAACCCACGCCACCCAGCCCCAGCCCCUCCGCACACCACCACCAUUCAGGACCGGCCGGCCUCGCUUCUGCGCUCGGCCCACGGCCGGGACCAACGGCAGGUCAGCCACACCGGCUCCUGCUGUCCCUGCCGUGUGAGGGAGGCUCGGUCGCACGGCGUGGGAGGACAACGAUAA
Molecule: messenger RNA, 1275 nt
Organism: Diaporthe citri
Lineage: Eukaryota; Fungi; Ascomycota; Sordariomycetes; Diaporthales; Diaporthaceae
Exons: 1
Coding region: 1-1275 (424 amino acids)
Source: RefSeq, a predicted model, not a curated record